CCGGCGGCUUGACGCAUGCGCGGGUGUCGCGCUGCGCAGUCUGGGCGUUGCGCCGUCCGGUCGGAGGCCGCCGCACCUGCGCCGGUGGGGCCCGGCUCUCCCCGUCGCCCCGCUAUGGCCGACCAGCGCUUGAGGAAGAUCAAGAUCAAGGCUGGCGUCGUCAGGCGAUUGGCAAAAGAAAAAGUUAUGUAUGAAAAAGAAGCAAAACAACAAGAAGAAAAGAUUGAAAAAAUGAAAGCUGAAGCAUGCGAUGAUUACAGAAUUAAGAAGCAGAUGGAGAUCUUACAAGAGUCACGAAUGAUGAUUCCAGACUGCCAGCGCAGAUUAGAAGUUGCACAUGCAGAUCUUACUCAACUACUAGAAAAUGAAAAAGAAUUGGAAGAAGCUGAAGAGUAUAAAGAAGCACGUUCCAUACUGGAGUCAGUGAAGCUUGAAGCCUAGAAGUUUUUCAGUAAUCUCUUUAUAUGCAUUAGCACUGGGUCCAUUUCACACUUUUAUUUGACUAUGGCUCUAUUACUAUUGUUGACUUGCUAAGGUUCCCUUUAUGCAAACUAGCCUUUCUCUAACUGCAAGGUGUAUCAAAUAAAGGAUAUUCUGAAA
This is a messenger RNA of Tyto alba (common barn owl), 600 nucleotides long. It is a transcript of the gene TBCA, whose product is annotated as tubulin folding cofactor A. The coding region runs from base 16 to 441 and encodes 141 amino acids. Gene Ontology annotation, molecular function: beta-tubulin binding. Lineage: Eukaryota; Metazoa; Chordata; Aves; Strigiformes; Tytonidae. The transcript has 4 exons. Gene Ontology annotation, cellular component: microtubule cytoskeleton; cytosol. The record is from RefSeq and is a predicted model, not a curated record. Gene Ontology annotation, biological process: tubulin complex assembly; post-chaperonin tubulin folding pathway.